AUGUCCAGGAAUAAAGGCAAGAGGGAAAUAACAUAUGCACUGGCCGGUGCCCAUGAGAAUGCCGGCCAUUCUCUGGGUGUCAAUUCGCUGGUGUACUCAAGUUCCUCGAAGACUCUCUUUUCAGCGGGACGAGAUGGAGUUGUGGCUUCGUGGGGUCCUACCGAAGACCACUUCAACUCUCAAGAUAGGCAGUUGGAUGAGUACGAUACACAGUACAACACCUUUGAGGAUAUUGACAAUUUUGUGAAGCAGAAUUCCAACAACGAGAAUGAAAUACUGAGCCUGGAGUACAACAUCAGGAAGGGCUUAGACUCUCUGCCUGCGGAUUCUCAGUCGAAUUAUCAACUGAAGACUUCAAUGGCUAUCCAUACCAACUGGAUUAACGAUAUCAAGCUCCUGAAGGAUAAUGUAACUUUGGCAACGUGUUCGUCCGAUCUUAUGGUCAAGCUCUACAAUGCCAAGGCUCAAACCGUCCACACUCUGGGGCAUCACGAUGACUACGUGAAAAGUCUGGCUUUGGGUCAUAACUUGGUAUCUGGAGGACUCGAUAAGAAGGUAAACGUUUGGGAUAUUCAGAAAUCCUCGGUGGUCUCUUCGUAUCACCAUUCUGGUGAUCGUGGUUCGGUCUACGCUUUGGAUGCAAAGAACGAUAUCAUCAUCAGCGGAGGUCCGGACAACUUGGUGAAGCUUUUUGAUGCAAGAGACAUGAAGAGACCAGUGAGGUCUUUUGUGGGACAUCAUGACAAUGUGAGGUCGCUGGCGCUGAAAAACAACUAUUUCUUGUCGGGUUCGUCGGACUCUACUAUCAAGCUGUGGUGUCUUCGUACUAACAGAAUCCUGAGGAACUUUGACACUCACAAUUCCUCUGUGAUAUCGCUAUACGCAGACGGAGGCAACGAGGAGCGUUUUGACUCGUUCUAUUCCGGUGACACCAGUGGAUGUUUGCUGAAAACCGACCUGCUCAAUUGCAAUUAUGACAUGGCCGACGAGUUGGGCUCCAACGCUACGUUUUUCCACAACAAGAUGAAUGAGAACUUAGGAAUUACCACUUUGGUGUCGCAGAUGCCCAACUCUGAGUGUGGAGUGUUGUCCAUAGCGGUUGGUGACAAUCGCGUUUGGACUUCUUCUGCUGGAAAGUCGAAAUCUGUCCAGGGAAAAGACAAUUGUUUCAUCUCCAGUUGGAGUAUUCCAUUGACAAACAAGUUGGUGUUAUACCAGGGUAUCAAGUUCAGCAAGAACAUGGCACUACUUAAGAAGAAUGAGAACGAGAUUGAGAGUAUUGACGGCAAUGGAGACGAGUUGUUUGAUCUUGUGAGCCAACUUUCCCACGAUACCAAGGGCUAUGAUCAUCUCAAAAACAUCGAUGGAAUUCUGGUGGAAGAUUCGUCAUUUUUGACCUAUUUUCUGUCUUCGAGUGGAGGUGCUUCCUCCGAGUUUAUCUUGGAUGCUGCUUCGUCCCCUUCAAUCAGUGAUGACGACGACGAGACUAACCUAUUGUCCGUUAAAAAUCGAAAGAACAAACUUGAGAUUCUCUAUGAGACGUUUCCUCCAAAUUCGAUCAGACUCGUUCCUUUCAACGAGUACCCAAUCAACGAGAUCAUAGGGUACAAUGGUCUGAUCAAGGCUAGAUUACUAAACGAUAGAAGACAUGUCAUGACCAUGGAUUCGGCAGGAAAAAUCAGAUUAUGGGAUAUCAUACAGUGUAAAGCUUUGGAUACCACCUAUGAAUGCAGUUCAGAUGACGAGUUUGACAUCAUCAUCCAGCAGCAUCAGACCUUUGAGACGCUGCCCAUUUGGUGUAAGGUCCAGGUGAUGUCUGGAAAGCUGUUUAUCUCUUUAUCGGAAAGCGCUUUCAUCAACACGGAAAUAUACGCAGAUGAAGUAUUAAAAAAUUAUCCAGAUUGCCAUUACAAGCCAACGGAGGAAGAGGACGAAUCCUUGAGGUUCAACAUCGGAAAAGUGGUUCUCAAGUCUCUUCUCCACGACUUUGUCAAAUACGAGCUUGCUGAAGAUGCCAAGUUCCGUGAAACCAAAAAAGGCCUACCUCAGCCCAGAAAACCAAGAACCACCUCUGUUGCCAGUGAAGUCAGUCUGCCAAAGUCGGAUGCCGAGGAGAAGACGAAAAAGCGGAACUUCUUCAGUAGGCAGAAAUCAAAUGACAUCUCAACACCUACCCCUGCAAAUGUGACGAGCACUUCUUUGGCUUCUCAGUCAACCAAUGGAGCCCGCCGUGAUUCCGAGGAGAGUAUAACCGACACAAAGAGUCUGAUUACAUCUAUCCGGAACAGAUACGAGAGUUUCGAGAGCACUAGUCUAGUUUCCGCACCGGACUCAGAGGUUCCAUAUCUGAACUUGCCAGAGCAGCUAACCCUACUGAUCACCGAAAGCACAGGGAAUUCAAGAGUUGAGAUUUUUCAGACGGCUUUGGGACUCCGGAAAAAUGAUCCUUCUCUCUAUGGCAAGCUAGAAGACUUCUUGCCUGAUUGGGUGGGAAAUGCCAUUUUACUGAACAAAUACCCAACCCGUGAUCUCGUGAAAGUGGGAUUUGUACUUUUACCCGAUCCAGACGAUAAAGAUUUGCCCGAGGCCAAGGGAGCGGCCACAAGGCUAACUGCCUAUAACAUGCUGCGGGUGAAGAAAAUACUGGGCUUUAUCGUGGAAAGAUUCGACCCGGCUGUCAGCGAGGGCAAACGGCCGGAGGAAUGGCUCCAAAUCUCAUGUAAGGGUGAGUUACUCCCUCUGACUAUGACACUUUCGACGGUCAAGGCGAGAAUAUGGAAGAACAGUGGUGAUGUGGAGCUGGUGUACAGGAUCAAAAGGGAAAAAGAGGCAUGA
Messenger RNA from Kuraishia capsulata CBS 1993, 2835 nucleotides. RefSeq lists its product as uncharacterized. Bases 1 to 2835 code for a protein of 944 amino acids. The transcript has a single exon. Gene Ontology annotation, molecular function: ubiquitin binding. Lineage: Eukaryota; Fungi; Ascomycota; Pichiomycetes; Pichiales; Pichiaceae. The record is from RefSeq and is a predicted model, not a curated record. Gene Ontology annotation, biological process: protein deubiquitination; double-strand break repair via homologous recombination.